Megachile rotundata (alfalfa leafcutting bee) is the source of this 1200-nucleotide messenger RNA. RefSeq names its product RNA-directed DNA polymerase from mobile element jockey-like. Lineage: Eukaryota; Metazoa; Arthropoda; Insecta; Hymenoptera; Megachilidae. The record is from RefSeq and is a predicted model, not a curated record.
AUGCUGAAGGAGAAAAAUCUUGAAGAGAAAUUUCAUGACAUAAUAAGAACCAGAAAAUAUAGAGAGAAGAGGAUGGUGAGGCCCGACCCUAAAGAGGAUUGGAACGCGGUUACUACACCCCCUUUUGAGUUGGAGAUAGAUCAGAGGACAAAGGACAGAUUACGAAGGAGGGCUGGAAAAGAGAGGGCGGAGUUAAGAAAGAGGAAAGAGGAAGAGGAGAUUGAGGAGGUAAUUCGUAGGGAAGGCUGGAAGAGGAUAAGAGAGAGGAAACAGAAGACACGAGAAGAAAGGUCAGCCCCUGGUGAGGACGGAAGUGGGUAUGAUGUGAUGAAAUUAUGGACGAGAGGAUGGAAGGAAGCGAUCCUGAUAAUUUAUAAUGAGCCGCAAAAAAGAGCUCUGCGACCAAUAUCGCUAAUGAAUUGUCUGGGAAAAACGCUGGAAAGAAUGGUAAAUGAAAGAAUGAGAGUGUGGGCAGAGGAAGAAAAUAGGAUGAACAUUAAUCAAAAUGGUUUUAGGACGUGGAGGUCGACUAUGGAUAAUAUCAGUAUUCUGGUCAAUGGAAUCAGGGAAAACUGGGGAAAAGGAAGGAAGGUGAUGGCUGCUUUUAUUGAUGUCAAAUCGGCGUAUGACAAUGUCAAACACGAUGGGAUGAUACGAGGGCUGAAGGAGAUGGGGUGCCCGACGAAGAUGUCGAGAUAUAUUGAGUCAUGGUUGAACGAAAGGAAGAUUGAGAUAAGGAUGGUGGACGGAAAUGCAGUAAGGAUGAAACUACAGAAGGGGCUACCACAGGGAUCAGUUUUGAGUCUUCUGUUAUAUAAUUUGUACACGGUGGGAAUCGUGGAGAGGCUGAGAGAGAUGGGGGUUGGGAUACUUCAAUAUGCAGAUGAUAUUGUGGUGCUUGUAGAAUUCGAGGAUAGGAGGGAAGGGAAAAGCAAAAUAGAAGAGGCGAUAAGUAGAUUGAAGGGGAAUCUAGGAAAGAUAGGACUAGCAAUAGCAGCGGAAAAAACGCAGAUAGUGAAAUUUGACAAUAACAAGAGGAGGGGAAGAUUAAUUAAAGAGGAAUUCAAUGUAGAGGGAGAGAAGAUAGAGGAAGUGGAUUCAGCAAAAUUUUUGGGAAUUGAUAGGGCGUUGGAGUUCGGGAAGCAUACGGACUAUGUUGUGACAAAGUUAAAAAGGAGAAUGAAUGUAUUAACCGUUUGA